CACCCACCCCCACAACACCCAUCACAAUGUCUGGCAAAGUCGGCGGAAAGGGCGGCAAGGCUGGUGGCAAGGCUGGCGCGGCCGACUCUGGCAAGGCGCAGUCCCGCUCGUCCAAGGCUGGUCUCCAGUUCCCGGUCGGUCGUGUGCACCGUCUGUUGAAGAAGGGCAACUACGCCCAACGUGUUGGCGCCGGCGCGCCUGUCUACCUCGCGGCUGUCCUUGAGUAUUUGGCUGCUGAGAUCUUGGAGUUGGCAGGCAACGCAGCGCGCGACAACAAGAAGCAGCGUAUCGUUCCCCGUCACUUGCAGCUCGCCAUCCGGAACGACGAAGAGUUGAACAAGCUUCUCGGCGACGUCGUUAUCUCGCAGGGUGGUGUCGUCCCCCACAUCCAGGCCGAGCUCCUCCCAUCAAAGAGCGGCAAGGGCAAGAAGGAGGACGCCAGCCAGGAGGUGUAAAUGGCACGUCAUAGACAUUUCUGGGCCUUUGUUGCUUGCUCUCUCGCACCUGUACCAUCAUCAUGUACUCUAGCCAUCCAUAAUUUAUCGGCACACUACAGGCCUACGGGCAACCCACACAUAGGAUGUGACUGGCUGCGCUUGAAAUGCCCAUCUCAAUCAUUGCCACGACGGUGGCCUCGCGGUGUGCCUUGUCGUUCCAUUCGUACGGAUUCGGUUCACCCUGACGAUCCUCUGGGGCUUGCGACGACUCGGGGAGGUCGCAAGGACGAUCGUCGACCAUCAUAUUGGCACAGGAGGCCAUUUAGCCAAGGCGCGAGGCUCUCAAAUUGUAACGUAUAAUACGCUACCAGACUUCGGGACAGCACGAUUGUGACCUGC
Schizophyllum commune H4-8 is the source of this 836-nucleotide messenger RNA. RefSeq names its product histone H2A. NCBI's taxonomy places the organism in Eukaryota, Fungi, Basidiomycota, Agaricomycetes, Agaricales, Schizophyllaceae. The transcript has 4 exons. Gene Ontology annotation, molecular function: DNA binding; structural constituent of chromatin; protein heterodimerization activity. The record is from RefSeq and is a predicted model, not a curated record. Bases 27 to 455 code for a protein of 142 amino acids. Gene Ontology annotation, cellular component: nucleosome.